Molecule: messenger RNA, 1290 nt
Organism: Papaver somniferum (opium poppy)
Lineage: Eukaryota; Viridiplantae; Streptophyta; Magnoliopsida; Ranunculales; Papaveraceae
Exons: 2
Coding region: 1-1290 (429 amino acids)
Source: RefSeq, a predicted model, not a curated record
AUGGUAUCAAAGCAGGGAAAUGGGAACUAUUCAAUCAAGUUUUAUGGAUUCGUAAUUGGAUUUCCAAAUUUCAGGCCUGAAAAUCACAGAACAUCAUCUGCAAUGAUCUGGGUUCAUCUUCCUGGACUCAGUUUAGAAUAUUGGGAUGAGAAAACUCUUUUCACCAUAUGUAGAACUCUGGGAGAUCUAGUAAAAUUUGAUGAAACUACUCUCAAUUAUGAUAAUGGUUAUUAUGCUAGAGUGUUGGUGAAUAUUGAUUUAGCAAGGAAAAUUCCCAGCAAACUAUGGAUUAAAACCAAGUUUGGAGGUUUUAUGCAACAAGUAAUUCUUAUUAAGCCACCAAAGUUCUGUAAUCACUGUAAAAUAGUUGGUCAUCUUCAAAUUGAAUGCAGAGCAAAGAAGGAGGGUGAUAGUAAUCAGCAAGUUCAGAGUACUCCAAAAUUCAUUCCUAAAACAAAUCCUCCCGAGGAAGCUCAGAAAGGUGCAAGUACAAAUUCCACUGAACAAAAUGGUGGCAGUCAUUCUCCUACCACAAGAGAGAAGUUUGACAUUUGUGAGACUCCAGUCACCCAAAUUCAUCAAACAUCCACAUCAAUUAACAAAACAAAAGGAUCAGUAAAUAUUACUUCAGGGAUGUUUGGAUCCUUAACCACAGAAGAAGAAAAUAUUAUUGAUAAACAAUUCAUUGAUCCUGCAAAAGUUUUAAAGAUAGUAUCAGAGAAUGUUGUAGAAGAGAGUAUGGUUAAAUAUAUCAAUGGUAAAGAUGGUUCAAUUUCAGAAGAAAGAAUUCCAACUACUUCAUGGUAUGCAGAGCAUGGUCAGAUGAUCACAGUGCAAAUUGGUGAUAUUCUUAUUUCUGGAGUUCAUGCACAUGUGGGAGUUGUUCAGAGAAGGUAUCUAUGGUCUGAGAUGGAACAAAUUAAGAUGCUUAACUUUCCAUGGCUUGUUAUAGGUGAUUUUAAUGUUAUUACUUCAGCAGAAGAAAAAGUUGGAGGGAAAAGUCCCAAUAAAAGAUCAAUGUUGGAUUUUACUUCUUGUUUAGACAUAUGUGAACUCAUACAGGCUCCUAAAACAGGUUUAUCUCACUCUUGGUCAAAUUGUCGGCAAGGAAACAAAUGGAUAAUUUGUAACUUAGACAGAGCUAUGGUUAAUCAAAUGUGGAUGCAAAAAUAUGAUUCUUGGGGAUAUAAAGUUGGAUUGAGAGUAGCUUCUGAUCAUGCUCCAUUAUUAGGAGGUUGUGCACAAUGUCCUAAGCCAAAAAAUACUCCUAUGAAGUUUCAACAGAUAUAG